This is a messenger RNA of Perkinsus marinus ATCC 50983, 546 nucleotides long. RefSeq lists its product as hypothetical. The record is from RefSeq and is a predicted model, not a curated record. The annotation marks the transcript as partial. The transcript has 7 exons. NCBI's taxonomy places the organism in Eukaryota, Perkinsozoa, Perkinsida, Perkinsidae.
GUUUAUGAUAUUUAUCGGGAAUUUAUGGGCGAAUUUGAAUUGAGGAAAAAUUUGGAAAAUCGUCUUGACGAAGGCGGACGGAAACUUUUGAAGUCGCAAAGUCAAACGAAUGCACUGAAGAAGAGAAAUGAUGGUAUUGCUGAUGAGGUCGGGCAGCUUCUCAUGGGCGUGCGGGACGCCAUGUCGGAUUCGGAUGGUGGCGUGGUAAAACGAUUGAGAGAUCUUGUUUCUCGCGAGGAGAGAAAGAUUGGAAUUAAAUUGGCAAAAUUAAAAGGUCCUAGGGAAAAGUCAGUCGAGAAGGAUAUGAGCAGUGUUAUUGACAGCUCUCCCGCCCUCCUGACGAAGGAGCUCAUUUCUCAGAGGAAUGAUUUGCAGUCAAAAGUUGCUACCUUGACUUUUAAUAGGAAGGCUGAGAAAAAAAGAAAGCCUGCCCGUCGGUCGAAUACGGAUUGGCUGACGCCGCAUCAGCGGUAUAAGAUGGAAGAAGAGGAUUCGAAAGCUCAAAGGGAGGUUCAUAUACAAUUGGUCAACUUCCGAACCACUUAG